Sebastes umbrosus (honeycomb rockfish) is the source of this 2967-nucleotide messenger RNA. RefSeq names its product cactin (gene cactin). NCBI's taxonomy places the organism in Eukaryota, Metazoa, Chordata, Actinopteri, Perciformes, Sebastidae. Gene Ontology annotation, cellular component: cytoplasm; spliceosomal complex. The transcript is spliced from 10 exons. The record is from RefSeq and is a predicted model, not a curated record. Gene Ontology annotation, molecular function: protein binding. Bases 81 to 2792 code for a protein of 903 amino acids. Gene Ontology annotation, biological process: mRNA cis splicing, via spliceosome; negative regulation of innate immune response.
ACACUGUGUGUUUUCUUGUUACCUCUUAUUUACGCGACGCAGCGCUGGUCGGACCCCGCAUUGACAGAGAGCUCGUCGUGAUGGAUCCGAAACAUCGACGUCGGUCUCGAUCCAAGUCCAGAAGCCGGAGCCGGGAUCGUCGGAACAGAUCCAGAAUGAGCAGGUCUCGGUCCCCGGAGGAGAGGAGAGGUCGCAGUCGGUCUUUAGAGACGAAGAAACCCGCCCGAGGACGAGGACGGUCCGGCAGCGGGAACUCCAGCGAUGGAUCUCCGGAGCGACGUGGGCCUCAACCUCAGCAACACAGAGACCGAGCGGCUUCACGGAGCGGCUCCGAGAGCGACCGGAGGAGAGGACCACACCGAGCCAGGAGCAAGUCCAGGGGGAGAUCAUCAAGUUCUGAUUCAGGUGAUCCCAAAGUGAGGAGGGGGAGAAAGGAAAAGGAGAACCGGAGAGGAGCAUCUCAAGAGAAGAGGAGGAGGGAAAGGUCCCAGUCCAGCUCUGAUUCCCGUGAUGGAGGCAGCGACAGAGAAAGGAGAAGACGAGGAAGUCCUGACAGAGGGAGUACAGUCAGAGACAGACAGAGAAGCGAGCGAGAUAGAGAUAGAGAGAGGUGGGAGAGCAACAGCAGUAGAGACAGGGAAAGAAAAGGAGACAAAGGCCUGGAGCAGAGGAAGAGGAGCGAAGACAGGGAGCAAGGGAGUAGUGAGCAGAGAAGCAGGGACAGGGAGCAAGGGAGUAGUGAGCAGAGAAGCAGAGACAGGGAGCAAGGGAGUAGUGAGCAGAGAAGCAGAGACAGGGAGCAAGGGAGUAGAGAGCAGAGAAGCAGAGACAGAGGGAGGCAGCGCUCCAGUUCACCCGAGUCGUCUGACAGCUCGGGGUCUGAUCGCGGGGGCCGUGUGGUCAAAGAGAAGGAGGAUAAGAAGAACCAGAGGGAGAUGAUGAAAGCUCUGGAGACACCAGAGGAGAAGAGGGCCAGAAGACUGGCAAAGAAGGAAACAAAGGAGAAGAAAAGGAGAGAAAAGAUGGGCUGGAGCGAGGAGUACAUGGGAUACACCAACGCAGACAAUCCCUUCGGUGACAACAACUUAUUGGGCACGUUCAAAUGGCAGAAGGCAUUGGAUAAGAAAGGCAUCGGCCAUCUGGGAGAAAAAGAGCUUAAAGACAGGAACAAAUGUAUUCAGGAGGAGAACCGCAGAGAGCUGCAGAAGGUAAAACAGCUGCGUCUGGAGAGGGAGCGAGAGAAGGCCAUGAGAGAGACGGAGCUGGAGAUGCUGCAGAGAGAAAAGGAGGCCGAGCAUUUCAAGACCUGGGCUGAACAGGAAGACAACUUCCAUCUGCAUCAGGCCAAACUAAGGUCUAAGAUCAGAAUCCGUGAUGGUCGUGCUAAGCCUAUUGACCUUUUGGCGAAGUACAUCAGUGCAGAAGAUGACGAUCUCGCCGUGGAGAUGCACGAGCCGUAUACCUUUCUCAACGGGCUAACGGUCACCGACAUGGACGACCUGCUGGAGGACAUUAAGGUGUACAUGGAGUUGGAGCAGGGGAAGAACGUGGACUUCUGGAGGGACAUGACGACAAUCACUGAGGACGAGAUCAGCAAACUGAGGAAACUGGAGGCCUCUGGGAAAGGACCAGGUGAUCGUCGUGAGGGCAUCAACACGGCUGUGAGCAUCGAUGUCCAGAUAGUGUUCAAAGGAAAGACGUACAGCCAGCUGCAGGCGCUGCACCUGAACAUCGAGACCAAAAUUCGGGCCGGAGGAUCCAAUCUUGAUAUCGGUUACUGGGAGAGUCUGCUGCAGCAAGUCAGAGUCUACAUGGCCAGAGCGAGGUUGAGAGAGCGACAUCAGGACGUGCUGCGUCAGAAGCUGUUCAAGCUGAAACAGGAACAAGGAGUGGAGAGUGAACCGUUGUUCCCCAUCAUCAAAGAGGAGGCGAGGAGUGACGAUGACGAGGCGACCGCAACAGGGGAGCCCAGCCAGUCUUCAUCCUCCUCCGCGAGAAAUAAGAACAGAGAAACCGAAGAGGACGGAGAGGAGGCGGGUCCGUCGACAUCCACGGCAGGAAACCAAGACGGGGACGGAGAGGAAAAGGGCGACAAGAAGGACGAAGAGAAGGAGGGCGAGGUGGUGGAGGCCGUGCUGACGGAGGAGGAUUUGAUCCAGCAGAGCCAGGCGGAGUACGACUCCGGGCGCUACAGUCCCGUGAUGCUGACGACCUCCGAGCUGCCGCUGGACACGCACACGAUAACGCCGGAGGAGGACACGCAAAGGCUGCAGCUAGCACGCACACAGCUACAAGUCACCGGUGAUGCCGGCGAAAGCGCCGAGGACGCCUUCGUACGUCGCGCCAAAGAGGGCAUGGGCAACGACGAGGCCCAGUUCAGCGUGGAGUUACCCGUCACGGGGAAGAUGUACCUGUGGGCGGACAAAUACCGUCCCAGGAAACCCCGCUUCUUCAACAGGGUGCACACCGGCUUCGAGUGGAACAAAUAUAACCAGACGCAUUACGACUUCGACAACCCACCGCCCAAGAUCGUCCAGGGUUACAAGUUCAACAUCUUCUACCCGGAUCUGAUCGACAAGCGCUCCACCCCGCAGUACUUCCUGGAGCCCAGUCCCGACAACAAGGACUUUGGGAUCUUAAGGUUCCACGCCGGCCCUCCGUACGAGGACAUCGCCUUUAAGAUUGUGAACAGGGAGUGGGAGUACUCGCACCGGCAUGGCUUCCGCUGUCAGUUCGCCAACGGUAUCUUCCAGCUGUGGUUCCACUUCAAGAGGUACCGCUACAGGAGAUAGAGACCACGCACCAGGAUGGACCAGGAGCCCAGUCACUGGGUUUUAAACCGUACACGCUGUAUUAUAUAGGCUGUGCUCAAAUCAUUCUGUACUGUUGUCUGAAAAAGUAAUUUGUAAUGUAGUCUGAAUAUUACACAUUAAAGAUUUUUUCCCCCUUUUUACUCUUUGCAAGUCA